AUGGCAAUAUGGGGUAAAAUUGGAGGAUGGAAAGAUAAUGCAUACGUUUAUAGUUCGAAAAAUGGUUGUUCUACAUUAAAGUUUUUUAUGGGUCAUUCAUGGGCUGCAUACAUGACAAAUUUAAAUCUAAGUGCUACGCAACAGUGUCCAGUCAGCAAGGGUGAAUACGUGAUGAAAGGGUUUGAUGUUAAUGAGCUACAAAAUACGAAUCUUCCCAAACAGUUUUUUUAUGGCUCAUACAAAUUUCGAUUGUACUACACAGAUUAUACAGGAAAGAUUAUCGGUUGCUUAAUUGUCAUUGUUGAUGUUGUUAGACCAUGGGAACAUGACGUUAAAUAACGCUAA
Messenger RNA from Adelges cooleyi (spruce gall adelgid), 345 nucleotides. RefSeq lists its product as uncharacterized. Lineage: Eukaryota; Metazoa; Arthropoda; Insecta; Hemiptera; Adelgidae. The coding region runs from base 1 to 339 and encodes 112 amino acids. The record is from RefSeq and is a predicted model, not a curated record. The transcript is spliced from 2 exons.